Grosmannia clavigera kw1407 is the source of this 1230-nucleotide messenger RNA. RefSeq names its product major facilitator superfamily transporter monocarboxylate. Gene Ontology annotation, molecular function: transmembrane transporter activity. Lineage: Eukaryota; Fungi; Ascomycota; Sordariomycetes; Ophiostomatales; Ophiostomataceae. The record is from RefSeq and is a predicted model, not a curated record. Gene Ontology annotation, cellular component: fungal-type vacuole membrane. Gene Ontology annotation, biological process: transmembrane transport. The transcript is spliced from 2 exons. Bases 1 to 1230 code for a protein of 409 amino acids.
AUGGAAGCCGUAGACAUCUCGCCCUCAUUCCAGCUGCAAGAGCUUCCUAAUUCUAAGGCGGGCUCUAUCCGCAGCACUCCGAUGAGUAGCCAGCCGAUCGACGUGGCUAGAGAACCAUUAGCGCCAGGAUCGGACGCCCCUGUGAAUGCCAAAAUCACCACCAGGGCUUGGCUCUCCAUUGCUGGCUCCUUCUUAUUCCUCUUCACAAGCUAUGGCUUCAUGCAGACCAUCGGCACCAUCCAGGCCUACUUGGAAAUACACCAGUUGUCGGCGUAUAGCUCGCGGGACGUCGGCUGGAUAACCGGUGCCUUCACGGCUCUGACCUUACUUCUCGGUAUCCAGGUUGGGCCUCUCUUUGAUGCGUACGGCCCGCAGUAUCUUGGCCCCGUGGGCUGUCUGGUCUACAUCCCUGUGUUCUUUGUGCUGGCCGAGUGCCACACCUAUUGGCAAUUCAUGCUUGUGAUGGGCAUCUGGGGCGGCAUCGGGGCUGCCAUUGUUUCCAUGGUAGGUAUCGGCGUCAUCAGCAAGUGGUUCACUCGCCGUCGAGGCAUGGCCAUGGGCCUAGCACUCUGCGGAUCGAGCGUUGGUGGCGUGGUCAUGCCGCUGAUGCUCCGAAAACUCCUGCCUACUGUUGGAUGGGCCUGGUCCAUCAGGUCGAUUGCCUUUUUGCUUUCAGCCAUCAUGAUUAUAGGUGCUCUAUGUCUGCAGCAUCCGCUUCCUAGUCCGCCUUCUGGUAUUCCGUUGGCAGUGCGCCGCAAGCGAGCCGUUCUCAACUUUAAGGCUCUCAAGAGCUGGACCUUUGCAUUUGUGACAGUUGGGCUUUCGGCUCUGGAGUUUUCCAUCUUCGGUAUCUUUUCUCUCCUCCCAACCUAUGCAAUGGUAGCCGGCUUCAACUCGGAUACCGGCUACACCUUAAUUGCCGUUGCCAACGCAACCUCUACGGCCGGCCGUUUCCUUUCAGGGCUGGCUAGCGACCAUUUUGGGCCAUUCAAUACCAUGGUUUUCAUGGUUCUUGUCACCACCAUCUUUACUGCUUCAAUCUUUGUUCCCUUUGGCUCAAGCUCGUUAGGCGCUCUGACCGCUUUCUCCGCACUCUGGGGCUUUGGGAGUGGCUCAUUUAUCUCACUAGCACCGGUUUGUAUGGGGUUGAUAUGCGAGACGGAGGACUACGGGAGAUACUUUGGUCUGUUCCCGCCAUUUCCUUGUAUCAUCUCUUUCUCGGCUAACUAG